Molecule: messenger RNA, 3840 nt
Organism: Planococcus citri (citrus mealybug)
Lineage: Eukaryota; Metazoa; Arthropoda; Insecta; Hemiptera; Pseudococcidae
Exons: 1
Coding region: 1-3840 (1279 amino acids)
Biological process (GO): DNA integration
Molecular function (GO): nucleic acid binding
Source: RefSeq, a predicted model, not a curated record
AUGCUUCAUCCCGAAUCAAAACCAGACCCGAAAUCCGAUGACCAGACAAAAGCAGUAGUAGCGAUUCGUUCCGGUAAAGACGUACUUCUGCCUUCUGCUGUCAUCAAAGUGCAAAUUGGCAAGAAAUUUGUACUCGCUCGUGCCUUAAUCGACUCGUGUUCACAAGUCAAUCUCGUCACCGAAGCGUUUGUGAACAAACACCAUCUCGUUAAACGCCCGUCUGCCUACAGCCUCGAAGGUAUUUCAUCUCAAACGGUGCAUACAAGCUAUGUUGUGUCGUUUACUGUGAAAUCGCGUUUCAAUAAAGCUCAGCUGAAAAUCGAUGCUGAACUUAUUGGCUCACUACCUUACACGAUCGACUCGAAAAUGCAACGACACGUUGCCACGCUCGAACCAGACCUCGCUCUUGCCGAUUCGGAACUCGAAACCAGCCACGUUGACAUUCUCAUCAGUGCUGAAUACGUCAGUCGUAUCAUGACUGGCAACAAGAAGUUCGUCGGUGAUCUCGCAUUCGAAGAAUUGCUCUUCGGUUGGCUCACGAUCGGAGCUGUCAAAGUUCCACCUCUCGAACGAAAAUGCUGUUUGCUUAGUACAACAACGCACGAUGUACUUGCUAAAUUUUGGGAAAUUGAAGAAGUUAAUCCUCCCAAAAUUACUCUCAGCGAACAUGAGCUUUGGGAAAACCACUUCCAAAGCACACAAAUUCGAUUACCCGAUGGCAGAUUCCAAGUUCGAUUACCUUUCAAGGAUUCUACUGAUAAACUCGCCAACACGUAUCCUCAAGCUCUCAGCGCUUUGUUGAAGUAUGAGAAAUCGCCACUUCGACCUCGAUAUGCCGAAUUCAUGCGCGAAUAUCUCAAUCUCGGUCACAUGCGUCUCAUUAAAGAUCCAGAUGCAGUACAGCGAUACUACAUACCGCACUUACCCGUAUUACGCGAAGACAGCUCGACAACAAAACUGCGUGUAGUAUUCAACGCUUCUGCGAAGAACAAAUCUGGUCUUUCUCUGAACGAUAUCUUGCUGAACGGUCCGAUUCGUCAAUCGUUUCUAUUCGAUAUUCUCAUUCGAUGGAGAAUUUUCCUAAUCGCCUUUUCUGCUGACAUCAAGAUGAUGUAUCGUUGCAUCGGUAUGAACGAAGAUGAUUGUCGCUUUCAAUCAAUCUUAUGGCGUUUCGAUCUCGAUCAACCUGUCGAAGUAUUCGAGCUCACAACUGUGACAUACGGAACAGGUCCAGCCGCUGCCGAUUCUACUGCCUGUGUCAACGAAGUAGCUGACACAGAAGUACCCGAAGAUGAACCUGAAGUGAAAGAAGCGAUAAAGGAAAUGACCUAUAUGGAUGAUAUUCUAUCUGGUGCGGAAAACGUUCAAGCAGCUAUCGUUAAAGCGCAAAAAAUUCACAACGCGCUUAUGAAAGCUCAAUUUCCUUUGCGUAAAUAUGUCUCAAACUCGACUGAAUUUCUCACCUCGCUCGCUCCUGAACUCGUUGAAGAAUUGAAACCAGUAUCGUUUUGCUCUGAUGGAGUUGCAAAAAUACUUGGUCUUCAAUGGUACCCGAACGAAGAUGUGCUGCGUGUUCACCAUCAAACGGUGGAUAUUUCGAAAGUCACUCUCACCAAACAAGUGGUAUCCUCGUUAAUUGCCAGCAUCUUCGAUCCGCUCGGUCUCGUAAACCCCAUAUUGAUUCGAGGUAAAAUCUUGCUUCAAGAAAUAUGGCGGCAAGAUUUGGCGUGGGAUGACCAAAUUCCUCACAAAAUUGAAAAAAGUUUUCGAGAAUACUACCAAGACCUUGAAAAGCUGUUUUCUAUUCAAAUACCUCGCGCUUACUCGACAUUUGCUCCUGAUCGAUUCGAAUUAAUUGGAUUCAGUGAUGCAAGUGAAAAAGCUUAUGGUGCUGUCGUCUACAUCAAAUCGUAUUCUUCAUCAUCAAUCGCUGUCUCGCUCGUUGCCUCAAAGUCGAAAGUCACACCGAUAAAGGAGCUCAAAGUUCAUCGACUCGAAUUACUCGGUGCUGUACUGCUCGUUAAUCUACUCUCGAAUAUCUCCAAAAUGCUGAAAUACGACGUCUCGAAGUCACGAGUCUUCUCAGAUUCUCAAGUCGCACUCGCUUGGCUGAAAGGUCCAGCAUCUCGAUUCGAUACCUUCGUACGCAAUCGUAUCGAACACGUCAACUCGAUCAUACCGUACGCUCAAUGGAGUUACGUCAACACGAAAGAAAAUCCUGCUGAUUUGGUCACUCGAGGUGUAUCUAUCGAAUCGCUCAUCGACAAUCAACUUUGGCUCCAAGGACCUAGUUGGUUACAAACCGAAGAUACUCCGAAAGUCGAAAUUAGUUUACCCGAACCACCUGAAAAACGUCGAACUGUAUUGCUGUUAUGUCAAGCAACUACAGAAGCAUUCAUCAGCGAAUAUUCAUCGUACGAAAAGCUGAUUCGAAUGGUUCGAUUGUUUGUAACGUUCUACGCUCGAUUAUCUCAUUACCAAUUGCGAAUUUCGAAGAUCAUGUUCGAAGAUCCACGAUUACCGAUUUACAUCAUCGCUCGAAUUUCUCAGCUUACUUGGUUCAAGAACGAAAUCGAAUCAAUCCAGAAUCAAGUACCUUUGAAAUCUCGUAACACGCUCGCUUCGAUAAGUCCCUUUCUCGAUCAGUUUGGAGUACUCCGGGUAGGAGGAAGGCUUCGAAAUAGUCGCUUCUCUUACGACGUUAAGCACCCGAUCAUCUUACACGGACAGUCCGAGUACGCCAAACUACUCGCUCGACACAUUUACGAAAAGUAUUACCACGCAUCACAAUCGUUUACUCGAUCGUUCAUACUCAGUCGCUACUGGAUAGUUACUGGAGUUCGGCGACUAGUGAAAAACACCAUCGAUAAUUGCGUCUGGUGUACUCGAAUGAAAGCUCAGACAGUUAGCCAAAUCAUGGGUGAUUUGCCUACUGAACGCUUAACCAUCGCUCGUCCGUUUACCAAUGCCAGUGUCGAUUACGGCGGUCCUUUCAUGAUCAGAUGUACUAAUCAUCGAACACCAAAGUACAUCAAAUGUUAUGCCGCUUUCUUCGUUUGCUUGGUGACUCGCGCUGUAUUCAUCGAACCUGUGUCCGAUCUCUCGACGACUGCGUUUUUAGCCGCUUUUCAACGCUUCCGGAAUCGCCGAGGUACUCCUGCGAUAAUGUACUCCGAUAACGGAACGAAUUUCGUUGGUGCUAAGAACGAUCUCGAGAAAAAUAAUCCCGAACUCGCACUCGAAUGGAAAUUUAUUUCUCCUAGAACUCCACACCAAGGUGGAGUCUGGGAAGCUGCGGUCAAAGCUGGGAAAAAGCAUCUACUAGCUGCGACGAAAGGAGCUGUUCAAACCGAAGAAGAAUUCCGAACAGUUCUCACAGCUGUCGAGGCGAUCCUCAACUCUCGACCAUUAUAUGCCUCUUGUAAUUCGACCGAUGUUGAGGAGAUCGAUGUCCUCACUCCAUCCCAUUUCCUGAUUGGUUCAAGUUUGCUCGAAAAGGACGAUCCUAGCCCAUUCGAUAUUACAUUGGGCGAAAGAUUGACGCUUCAACGUCAGAUUAUCGAGUCAUUCUGGCAUAAUCUGAAAUCGAGCUAUCUUGCCAAACUUCAGACUCGCUCGAAAUGGAAAAAAGCCGAACCGAAUCUUUCAAUCGGUGAUAUCGUCAUAUUGAAAGAAAAUUCGUCGCCAUGUUCAUGGCCCCUCGGAAGAAUCAUCGAUGGCAAACCUGAUGCCAAAGGCCACCUACGAAAGGUCUCCGUUAAGGCCAAAGGAUCGAUUUUCCAACGAGGUGUCCAGGAAUUGGUCAAACUUCCAGUCGAAACGAAAAUCGCUGGAGAAUAA